AUGUAUGCCCCAAGCCGCGUGGACAUGAGUGUCGUCUUUGCCUUGACGCUCUUCUAUCAGCCCAUAGCGGCGUUGGGAACCAACUUCCUCAACCACACCUCCCUGCUAACCGGUCUUGAAGAUCCAGACUGGUUCGAAGAAAACAUCCCCUUUCUCGACGUCCCUGACGCCCAAAUCCAAGCAGUGUAUUUGUACUACUACCGCUACCAAACCUACAAGGAACAUCUCGUCUACACCGGUGCCCAAUACGGGUACACGGCAAGCGAGUUCCUGCACCCAGUUGACUACGGUGCUCCAUACGGCGGCGUGGUAGCCGCUGCCGGCCAUCACAUAACCGAGGGCCGCUGGCUGCGCAACCACCGGUACGGCCAGGGCGUCGCCAACUACUGGUUAGCCGGCCCCGGCACGUUUUCCAAGCCGACCACAGAUAAUGUCAACGCCGAUACGAGCGACUGGGCCCACGAGUACAGUUUCUGGGCUGCUAGUGCUCUCUGGCGGCAUUCUCUUGGUUUGUACUGGCAGGUUCCGGUCUGGGACGCCACCGAGUACACGGCUGCGUCGUACGAGUCGAGCGAUCCGUAUCAUGGUGGUGCUGGCUACCGCCCGACCAUCAACUCGUAUCAGUAUGGUGAUGCGCGCGCUAUUGCCGCCAUUGCUGCCCUAGCCGGCAAUCGGGACAUCAGCACGGAGUACACACAGCGCGCUGAUGCGUUGCAGAAGGCGGUGCAGCAUAUAUUGUGGGACACGAACGCCCAGAACUACAAGCACCGGGCCCGCGACAACAAUCCGUCUGGAGCGCUGCUGACGACACGCGAGAUCAUGGGUUAUUUGCCUCACUCGGCAGCCUUUGCGCAGCUGAAGGACUCCCAGGGCUUUUCCGCCAGAUAUGGACCCACGACGGCUGAGCGCCGCAGCAAGUUGUAUAUGCACGAAGCCACUACGUACUGCCGAUGGGACGGUCCCUCGUGGCCUUUUGCCACCUCGCAAACGCUGACGGCGGUGGAGAACCUGCUGAACGACUAUCCUGCGCAGACGUACUUUUCCGCGGCAGACUACCUCGGCUUGCUGGGAGGGUACGCUGCGACCCAAUACAAGAACGGCCAGCCAUAUGUGGCCGAGGCGCAUGAUCCUGAUGCAGAUGUCUGGAUGUACGACAGCUCCGACCACAGCGAGGACUACAACCAUUCCACCUUUGUGGACAACAUCAUCGCCGGCCUCAUCGGCCUGCAUGCUCAGCCUGACGACACCUUGGUGAACAGCCGCUGGACCUCCUACGCCAGUCCCAAUGCGCAAGACUACUUCGCCCUCGACCUCCGGCGACCUCAGGCCGUGUCGGACGUCAGAUUGUACUUUUACGACGACGGCGGCGGCGUUCGGCGGCCGGCCAGCUACGACCUUCACCAGACCAAAAUCACCUUUCCGACCAUCGUCACCUCACAACUACGGGUGGUCGCACCCAACCCGGGCGCCGGCAACGGCUGGGGUCUGUCCGAAUUUGAAGUUUGGACUUCGGCCGUGUUCCAGCUGCGCAACGAGAACAGCGGAAAGCUCAUGGGGGUUGCCGGCAUGUCGACGGCCAACAGCGCCAACAUCCAGCAGUACGAGGACAACGGUACACGCGACCACCUGUGGGAGUUUGUCCGCGCCCCGGGCGGCUGGUUCAAGAUCAGGAACCUCAACAGCGGUCUCUUGCUAGGCGUGCAGGGUGCCUCAACUGCCAAUAGUGCCGUGCUUCAGCAGUAUGAGGAUAACGGCACCAGCGACCAUCUUUGGCGGAUCGUCUCCCAAGGGAAAGGCCUUUUCUUGCUAAAGAAUAGGAAUAGCGGUCUCUUUGCCGGCGUGGAUGGCAUUUCAACUGCCAAUAGCGCGAAUAUCGUGCAGUUUGAGGAUAAUGGGACCAAGGAUUACUUGUGGAGUAUCCUUCCUGCCGUGCCAGCCAGUUGA
Molecule: messenger RNA, 1944 nt
Organism: Neurospora tetrasperma FGSC 2508
Lineage: Eukaryota; Fungi; Ascomycota; Sordariomycetes; Sordariales; Sordariaceae
Exons: 5
Coding region: 1-1944 (647 amino acids)
Biological process (GO): carbohydrate metabolic process
Source: RefSeq, a predicted model, not a curated record